UACAUAAACUAAACCAUUUUUCCAUUAAAACAGAAAUUAAGAUGUCGCUUCCAGCUUCAACGCUUGCUUCUACCCAACAUGCAGUGUCUGAUCUCAGGCGACCUUGCGUCAAUUAUGCUCCUUCCAUGUGGGGAGAUUUUUUCCUUCAAUAUGCUUCAGAAUCUAUGGAAGUCAAUGACAAUAUGAAGCAGCAUGUUCAAAUACUAAGAGACGAGGUGAAAAAGAUGCUUCAAUCACCAAUCAAUCAAAAUAUCACACACAAGUUAAACUUCAUUGACUCACUCCAACGUUUGGGUGUCUACUAUCAUUUUCAACGAGAAAUUAGCCAAAUAUUGGAACAAAUUCAUAACAAUUUCACAAAAAAUAACGCCAUCAGUGAAGAUUUCGAUCCCCACUCUCUUGCUUUACUCUUUCGUUUGCUUUGGCAACAAGGAUAUCAAAUUUCAUCAGAUGUAUUUAACAAAUUCAAAAAUGACCGAGGAAAUUUCUAUGAAACACUCGCCAACGAUGUUCAAGGGUUGCAAUGUUGCAUGGAUACGAGUACUGUACCGGUACCGGGUUGGAAGGGGUUUGGACGCUGGACACUGCUACGCUGGACGCCGCUCUCGCUGUCGCUGCCGCUGCUGGACACCACCCUGAACGCUGUUGGACACGUUGGUGUUUUGCAGAUGGAGGAUGCUGCCCUGGACGCCGUUGCUACCGCCACUAAAUUGAAGGACGCUGCCCUAAAUGCUGCCGGGCCCGUAUCCUAUGCGUACCCGUACCCAGUACGUACCCGGUACCGGUACGUUGCAAAAAUUGGAGUACCCAUACUUCAGAGGUUGGUAGAGGCAUACCUUUGGCCGUUGGCCAUGUCUUUCGAGCCUCCAUGUAGCAAUGGAAGAAUGUUUGGCGGAAAAUUGACUGCUGUUAUCUCUCUCGUGGACGAUACUUAUGAUGCUUUUGGCACAGUUCAGGAGCUUGAACUCUUGACAGAAGCAAUCCAGAGAUGGGAUAUUAGUCCCAUUGGAUCUCUUCCACAGUGCAUGAAAGUAGUAUUUGAUACAAUUGUAGAAUUGUGCGAAGAAAUGGAGUUGAUAACAGCCGAGAGUGCAAGCUUUGUGGUGCCAAAUUUUAAAAAAGCUUUUAGUAACUUAAUAAAAGGCUACAUGGUUGAAGCAAAAUGGUGCCAUCAGGGUUACAUUCCAACAUAUGAUGAGUAUAUAGUUAAUGGGGUUUUAACUUCUACUUUCCCUUUAAUGAUAACAUCAUUUAUUGGCCUGGGAGAGUUUGCAACAGAACAUGUAUUCGAUUGGAUUUUUAGUGAUCCAAAAAUCAUUAAAGCUGUAUCAGUUAUUGGCAGAGUCUUAGAUGACAUGGCCUCACAUAAGUUUGAGCAGCAACGAGUGCAUGUUGCCUCAGCUGUGGAAUGUUGCAUGAAGCAAUAUGGCAUUUCACAAGAAGAGGCCUGUAAUCUCAUUCACAUGGACGUGGAAGAUUGCUGGAAGGAUAUAAAUGAAGAGUACCUCAAGCUAAAUGAUAUACCAAAGUUUGUGCUCGAUUGUGUAGUUAAUUUGGCACGUAUGUCUGAGUUUACAUAUGAAAAUCACCAGGAUAAAUUCACAAAUGGGGAAUUACUGACAGAUUGCGUCUCUUCACUUCUUGUGGAUCCCAUUUGCAUCAAGCAACGCCAGUAGGAGCAACAAUUUAACACAUUAAUAAGUUACACAUAUUAUAUCUUGUUAGUAACAUUUAGUAGAUGUACUAUCAAAGUGUUAAGUACUAGCAACUAUAAACAAAUGUGAGUUGUGAGUAAA
This is a messenger RNA of Abrus precatorius (Indian licorice), 1796 nucleotides long. Its product is annotated as probable terpene synthase 2. Gene Ontology annotation, molecular function: magnesium ion binding; terpene synthase activity. Gene Ontology annotation, biological process: diterpenoid biosynthetic process. The transcript is spliced from 8 exons. The coding region runs from base 42 to 1676 and encodes 544 amino acids. The record is from RefSeq and is a predicted model, not a curated record. NCBI's taxonomy places the organism in Eukaryota, Viridiplantae, Streptophyta, Magnoliopsida, Fabales, Fabaceae.